CUCAUCCCACUCAUAUACCCCCUCCUCCUCCCAACAACCCAUCUCUUCUCCCCGCCGCCGCCGCCUCCUCCCCCUCCUCCUCCUCCUCGUCGCCGCUCGUCGCUCCCGCCGCCGCGCCACCGCCGUCAGCCAUGGCACCGAAGAAGGAGAAGGCGCCGGCGGCGUCGUCGAAGCCGGCCAAGUCGGGCGGCGGGAAGCAGAAGAAGAAGAAGUGGAGCAAGGGCAAGCAAAAGGAGAAGGUGAACAACGCGGUGCUCUUCGACCAGGCCACCUACGACAAGCUGCUCACCGAGGUGCCCAAGUACAAGCAGAUCACGCCCUCCGUCCUCUCCGAGCGACUCAGGAUCAACGGGUCGCUGGCUCGCAGGGCCAUCAAGGACCUGAUGGAGAGGGGGCUCAUCAGGAUGGUGUCGAUCCACUCCAGCCAGCAGAUCUUCACCAGGGCCACAAACACCUGAUUUACCUACCUCAUGUGUUAGCUGCCUGUUUUCUAGUCCAGUAGACUGAGAUGUCGCUGUUAUAUUGACGUUCAUUAUGUUCAGCGAGGCACUUUGUGGGUCUUGUCUUGCGCUCGUGCCACAAGUAUGUUUGAAUUGCUUUUGAGUUUUUGGUACAAUCUAAGACGCAAUGAAAUCUACCUUAUAUUA
Aegilops tauschii subsp. strangulata is the source of this 647-nucleotide messenger RNA. RefSeq names its product small ribosomal subunit protein eS25y. NCBI's taxonomy places the organism in Eukaryota, Viridiplantae, Streptophyta, Magnoliopsida, Poales, Poaceae. The record is from RefSeq and is a predicted model, not a curated record.